UCACUGAUACCACUAAAGUUUGAUUAUUUUUCUGAUAUCUGCCUCCUCAUGUUUACUCUCCUUCCUUCUGUUUCUUUCUUUGGGACACCACUUAAGAUGAUACACUUGAUUGACAGCUGAAAAAUGGAGGAAUCAAGGAGAAGGAAGCGAGGAAAGAGAAAUGAGACGCGGCCACAAUCACGAGAUCGGUUUCUUUCUUUGGCAUUUCCGCCCUGAUUUUUGUCUGCCAGGAAUUUUUAUGUUUACCUUCGGCAUUAAUGGACAAAUCGAAACCACAUUAAGGCACACUAUUAAAUUGUAGAAUAUAGAGACAGUCUAUAUAGGUGCGUUAUUUUUAUUUAUUAGAAAAAACAAAGUAGAUCGUUUUAAUGUUGAGUCAUGAUUGGCACUAGGUUAACGAAUGAGAAAAUUGAAUUGUACCGAGUGGGCGUUUAGUUUUGCAGAGGGUGGAGUCAUUUAUUUGUUGGAGAUGUCAUCUAUGAGAAGAGUUAUGUCAGCUGUGGCAAAGUCAAAAGCGUUAAGCCUUUUUAGGGCAUCGACUCUUAUGAACAUAAAGGUGAACCAACCAUCAGUAUGCGCCCAGUCACGUUAUAUUUUGGGAUUUCAACGGUUCAACAGUGCGUCAGUUCAGGGAAGGCCAGAUGUGUCGGAUCCUCCCAAGGACAAAAUACAUCUAACCGAGUCCUGUGUGAAAAGACUGGGGGAGAUCAUGGAGAAGGGUGAAUACCUCAGAAUACACGUAGAAGGAGGUGGAUGCUCUGGCUUUCAGUACAAGUUUUCUGUUGACAGGAAUAAGAAUGAAGAUGACCGAGUAUUUGAACAAGAAGGUGUGGGUGUAAUUGUAGACCUGGAAAGCCUGGACUAUGUCAAAGGAUCCACAUUGGACUUCAGUGAAGAGUUGAUCCGCUCUUCUUUCCAAGUGUUAAAGAAUCCCCAGGCUGACCAUGGCUGUUCCUGUGGAAGUUCUUUUUCUGUCAAACUAUGAUUAUAAAUCUAUACACAACAUUCAUUACUGACUUCUGCCAAAUGACAUCCCACUUAGUGAGUUGUACAUCAUUACUUUGUAUUUAUAGUUACAGUUCAAGAGUUUGAGUUAAUUCAGUCCUCAAAGCUUUCCUUUGUAAAUAACGUGUAAUUAAAUACUUUAUUUUUUUGCUGCACUAUUGUUUUAAUUUAUUUUAUUUUAAUUAUACAAAUUAUCUUGUAUGAAGAGUUAUGUAAAUGCCUAAAACAUUAAACAAAAAAAUAUUUUCCAAGUA
This is a messenger RNA of Boleophthalmus pectinirostris (great blue-spotted mudskipper), 1259 nucleotides long. It is a transcript of the gene isca2, whose product is annotated as iron-sulfur cluster assembly 2. Gene Ontology annotation, molecular function: 2 iron, 2 sulfur cluster binding; 4 iron, 4 sulfur cluster binding; iron ion binding. The record is from RefSeq and is a predicted model, not a curated record. The coding region runs from base 401 to 985 and encodes 194 amino acids. The transcript is spliced from 4 exons. Gene Ontology annotation, biological process: iron-sulfur cluster assembly. Gene Ontology annotation, cellular component: mitochondrion. NCBI's taxonomy places the organism in Eukaryota, Metazoa, Chordata, Actinopteri, Gobiiformes, Gobiidae.